Messenger RNA from Fusarium oxysporum Fo47, 1144 nucleotides. RefSeq lists its product as uncharacterized. The record is from RefSeq and is a predicted model, not a curated record. Lineage: Eukaryota; Fungi; Ascomycota; Sordariomycetes; Hypocreales; Nectriaceae. Bases 269 to 877 code for a protein of 202 amino acids. The transcript has a single exon.
AGUAUGUACACACCAGCAACAUCAUCACCAUCAUCAUCAUACAAAAUAUCUGCCAGCAUUCAUCAUGUCUUUCACGAAAUUCAACAGGCUUCCUGUAGAACUACAGUGGGAGAUUUAGGAAGUCGCCGCGUACAGUCACUUGGAAGAACCAACCGCCCACUUCACUGAGUUCUGGGGCACCAUCGGAGUUGCGCAUUUGCGGCUUAAAGUCACUUCGAACGAAGGCCUCAGUGAGCCCCUAAAGCCGCCGGGAAUAUAUGCAGCAUUGAUGGGGACCUGUAGGAUCUCACAGGCAAUCAUGAGGAGAAUUGCACAUAUGUGGAGGCCCCGCAACUCACUGUCUCUUCAUUAUAUGCAGAGUAAUACGAUCCAUCACUAUGCUCAUAUGCACUUCCAGGUACCUCCCAGAACAUGGGCAGGAGCAGCUAGCGAGUCAAUUGAUGCCUCUAAUGACCUUAUCAUCGUCUGUAGACCUUCCGCUUCCGCGGCGUGGACAACAUUCCCCAGAGUCGAGUCUAUCGGCGCUCUUUAUGAAUACGACCCUCCAAACCACACUUUGCAGUGGCCUUACAUUGCCUCCACCACCCUUGGAGGUCCGACAGCACUUUUACACCGAUUCCCCCGACUUCGCGUCCUGUACAUCCUUGUCAAUCCCCAAGAUACCAUUGAGCGGAUGGUCGGCCCGCCACAGUUCACCGAGUGCAUGACGGAUUACCAUUGGGCUUACACACAGACCGUGGAUAAGGUCCCUCCCAAGAAGUUCCAUGCUCGCCAGAGGAUUUACUACGAACUGCCCAAAGCAAUCACCAAAACAAUGUGUAGGGGCUUGGAACGGGCGAUCCACGAGGUGAGGGAGGCUUCUAUUCAGAUGCGAUAGGACACAGAAUUGCCCCCGCUUGUUAUCCGGGUCAUGACGUGGAAAGAUGCUCGAGGAGUUCGAGGGCGCUUCGAUCUCGGCUGAAAGUCUUCCCAGCAAAAAGGUAUUGGAACAAUAAAGUAUUCAUGUUUACAAUUGCCAAAGUUUAGGUGAGGUUUAUAAAAAUAACCAUAGAUCUUGGGGCUGCUUUGAAAGAUUUAAUAAGUGAGGCCUAAACUUCGUAAACUCAUCAUAACUUCAAGAAAUUUCUCCUAAACUUGGGUAAUU